This is a messenger RNA of Aspergillus wentii DTO 134E9, 540 nucleotides long. RefSeq names its product nucleoside deaminase. The transcript is spliced from 5 exons. The record is from RefSeq and is a predicted model, not a curated record. Lineage: Eukaryota; Fungi; Ascomycota; Eurotiomycetes; Eurotiales; Aspergillaceae. Gene Ontology annotation, cellular component: nucleus; cytoplasm. The coding region runs from base 1 to 540 and encodes 179 amino acids. Gene Ontology annotation, molecular function: tRNA-specific adenosine-34 deaminase activity; zinc ion binding. Gene Ontology annotation, biological process: tRNA wobble adenosine to inosine editing.
AUGGAUUCCAAACAUGACUAUUUCAUGAAGCAGGCACUGCUGAUGGGCGAGAAAGCACUUCAAACAGGAGAAACCCCAGUGGGAUGUGUUUUGGUAUACAAUGGUAAAAUUGUUGGGUCCGGGAUGAAUGACACUAAUAGGUCAAUGAAUGGCACAAAACAUGCUGAAUUUAUUGCAAUCGAAGAGAUGCUCCGAAGCUAUCCCAGGUCAUCACUGAAUUCGACAGACCUCUACGUCACAGUUGAGCCAUGUGUCAUGUGUGCCUCUGCUUUGAAGCAGUAUCAAAUACGCGCUGUGUAUUUUGGCUGUGCCAAUGAACGUUUUGGUGGCACAGGGAGCGUGCUAUCAUUGCAUUCUGAUCCCACAAUUGACCCGCCUUACCCCGUACAUGGGGGAUUGUUUCACAAAGAGGCAGUCAUGUUACUUCGGCGUUUCUAUAUACAAGAAAAUGAUAGAGCACCGAAGCCUCGGCCGAAAAAGAAUCGAGAGCUGAACACAACUUUUGAAAAUGAUACCAGAAGUCUUGGGCAUGCGUUCUAG